This is a messenger RNA of Talaromyces atroroseus, 1254 nucleotides long. RefSeq lists its product as hypothetical. The record is from RefSeq and is a predicted model, not a curated record. Gene Ontology annotation, molecular function: trans-2-enoyl-CoA reductase (NADPH) activity. Gene Ontology annotation, biological process: fatty acid metabolic process. The coding region runs from base 1 to 1254 and encodes 417 amino acids. Gene Ontology annotation, cellular component: mitochondrion. The transcript has 2 exons. Lineage: Eukaryota; Fungi; Ascomycota; Eurotiomycetes; Eurotiales; Trichocomaceae.
AUGUUUGCUCCAAGAGUUCUGAGACCAGCUGCUCCCAGCAUUCGUCAAGCAACGAGCUUGUACCGCUCUGCUGCUGCUGUGAAAGCUCCCCUCAUCCGGUCAAAUGGCGGAUAUCAACCGGGAGUUGCAGCUCAGCGUUUCGUGUCGGCUUAUGGCUACACACAGGCCAAGGUGCUGGUGUAUCCAAAAUUUGGAGAGCCUAAGGACGUCCUACAACUACACAAGCAUUCCAUCGCACCACCAAGCGGAACACAAGUGAACCUCCGUCUUCUAGCAACUCCCCUAAAUCCAGCAGACAUCAAUCAGAUCCAGGGCGUUUACCCUGCCAAACCAACCUUCAACACCAUUCUAGGUACCUCCGACCCCGCGGCAGUCGGCGGAAAUGAGGGCGCAUUCCAAGUCAUCUCCACGGGGCCAGACGUCCAAAGCCUCACAAAGGGCGACUGGGUGGUCAUGAAACGCACGGGUCAGGGCACAUGGCGGACACAUGCUCAACUGGACGAAUCCCAGUUGAUCAAAGUUGACAAGGAGGGUCUGACCCCAUUGCAGGCUGGUACCGUCAGCGUCAACCCCGUCACGGCUUAUCGCAUGAUCAAAGACUUCUGCGACUGGGAUUGGAUGCGCAGCGGAGAGGAAUGGCUGAUCCAGAACGGCGCCAAUAGCGGCGUCGGUCGCGCAGCUAUUCAAUUGGCGCGCGAAUGGGGCAUCAAGACACUCAACGUUAUCCGACAAAGGGAGAACCCAGAGGAAACAGAGGCUCUGAAAAAGGACCUCCUCGAGCUAGGUGCGACAGCAGUCAUCACGGAGGCCGAGCUACUCUCGAAAGAAUUCCGGACCAUCGUCAAAGACCUAACCAACAACGGCAAACAGCCCAUUCGACUAGCACUGAAUUGCGUCGGAGGCGAAAAUGCCUCUGCCAUGGCCAAAGUGCUUGCCCCAGAUUCACACCUGGUCACCUAUGGCGCUAUGUCCAGGAAACCCGUGGCGUUACCGUCCGGACUCUUGAUUUUCAAAAACUUGGUCUUUGAUGGGUUUUGGGUCAGUAAAUGGGGGGAUAAGAAUCCCCAAUUGAAGGAAAAUACGAUCCGCGAUGUUUUUGACUUGACGCGUUCCGGCAAAUUCAAGGAUAUUCCGGUGCAAGAGGUGAAGUGGACAUAUGACAAGGACCAUAAGGAACUUGUGGAUGCUGUCCAAGACACGCUCUCAGGCUUUAGAGCCGGUAAAACAAUCCUUGUUUAUGAAGGUGAUGACUAA